UCGUGCAGGAAGAGCUGGAUGGCCUCCUGGAGCAGCAAAGCACCAUAGAGAACAAGAUGGUUGCACUUCAUCGCAUGGGCCCUAAUUUGCAGCUCAUCGAGGGGGAUGCCCAGCAGUUAGCAGGGAUGAUCACCUUCACCUGUAACCUGGCCGAAAACGUCAGCAGUAAGGUCCGCCAGCUUGACCUUGCCAAGAAUCGGCUCUAUCAGGCCAUUCAGAGAGCUGACGACAUCCUUGACCUGAAGUUCUGCAUGGAUGGAGUUCAAACAGCCCUGCGAAAUGAAGAUUACGAACAAGCAGCAGCUCACAUCCAUCGCUACCUGUCUCUGGACAAAUCAGUGAUUGAGCUCAGUCGUCAGGGCAAGGAAGGGGGCAUAAUUGAUGCCAACCUGAAGCUGCUGCAGGAAGCAGAACAGCGCCUGAAGACAAUUGUCACAGAGAAAUUUGACACAGCUAUGAAGCAGGGAGAUUUGCCCCAGGUGGAACGGUUCUUCAAGAUCUUUCCUCUGCUUCGCUUACAUGAGGAGGGGCUGAGCAAGUUCUCGGAGUACCUCUGCAAGCAGGUGGCCAACAAAGCAGAAGAGAACCUGCAGCUGGUGAUGGGGACAGACAUGAGUGACCGCCGAGCUGCUGUCAUCUUUGCGGACACCCUGACACUUCUCUUCGAAGGGAUUGCUCGCAUUGUGGAGACCCACCAACCCAUUGUGGAGACCUACUACGGGCCAGGGAGGCUGUACACCCUCAUCAAGCACCUGCAAGUGGAGUGCGACCGGCAGGUGGAGAAAGUGGUGGACAAGUUCAUCAAAGAGAGGGACUAUCACAGGCAGUUCCAGCAAGUUCAGAAUAGCAUGAUGAGAAGUUCUUCUGCAGAGAAGAUUGAACCAAGGGAACUUGACCCUAUUUUAACAGAAGUCACUCUGAUGAAUGCCCGCAGUGAGCUCUACUUGAGGUUCAUCAAGAGACGAGUAAUAUCUGAUUUUGAGGUGGGAGACUCUAUGGCCUCAGAGGAGGUAAAGCAAGAGCAUCAAAAAUACCUGGACAAGCUCCUCAACAACAGUCUGUUGAGCUGCACCAUGCAAGAGCUCAUUGGCUACUACAUCACCAUGGAGGAAUACUUCAUGAGGGAGACUGUCAACAAGGCUGUUGCCAUGGACAGCUACGAGAAGGGCCAGCUCACCUCCAGCAUGGUGGAUGACGUGUUCUAUAUAGUGAAGAAGUGCAUUGGGCGUGCUCUGUCCAGCUCCAGCAUAGACUGUCUCUGUGCCAUGAUCAACCACUCCACCACUGAGCUGGAGUCUGACUUCAGGGAGGUUCUGUACAACAAGCUGAAGCAGGGCUUUCCAGCCACAACCUUCCAGGACUUCCAGAGAGGGGUGACCAGUGCCGUGAACAUCAUGCACAGCAGCCUGCAGCAGGGCAAGUUCGAUACCAAAGGCAUUGAAAGCACCGACGAGGCCAAGCAGUCCUUUCUGGUGACCUUAAACAACGUGGAAGUCUGCAGCGAAAACAUCAUGACCCUAAAGAAGACUUUGGAGAGUGACUGCAGCAAACUGCUUAGCCAAGGCUUCGGGGGUGAGCAAGCACAGGCCAAGAUUGACAGCUGCCUCUCUGACAUGGCUGCUGUCUCCAACAAAUUUCGUGACUUGCUGCAGGAAGGUCUCAAUGAGCUGAACAGCACAGCCAUCAAACCCCAGGUGAAGCCCUGGAUCAACCUAUUCCUCUCUGUCUCCCACAACAUCGAGGAGGAGGAGUUCAGUGACUAUGAAGCUAACGAUCCCUGGGUCCAGCAGUUCAUCGUCAAUCUGGAACAGCAGAUGACAGAGUUCAAGGCCGGACUUUCUCCAGUGAUUUACGAUACCCUCACUGGUCUUAUGACCAGUCUCAUAGCCAUUGAACUGGAGAAAGUGCUGCUCAAAUCCACCUUCAGCAGGCUUGGCGGUCUGCAGUUUGACAAGGAGCUGAGGUCUCUCAUAGCCUAUCUCACCACGGUCACCACCUGGACUAUCCGUGACAAGUUUGCCCGUCUUUCCCAAAUGGCCACCAUCCUCAAUCUGGAAAGGGUGACAGAGAUCCUGGAUUACUGGGGCCCGAACUCAGGCCCGCUCACCUGGCGCCUUACUCCCGCCGAGGUCCGGCAGGUGCUGGCUCUCCGAAUUGACUUCCGCAGUGAGGAUAUCAAGCGGCUGCGCCUGUAGUUGGUCGGUGCUCGGGUCAGCACCGCGCAGGAGGUAACGGCAGGAAGGCCACAGCUCUGGAGCCUGCCCAGGUCCUGCCGUGGGG
This is a messenger RNA of Nipponia nippon (crested ibis), 2280 nucleotides long. The record is from RefSeq and is a predicted model, not a curated record. NCBI's taxonomy places the organism in Eukaryota, Metazoa, Chordata, Aves, Pelecaniformes, Threskiornithidae.